GAGGAAGAGGAGGUUUGGGGCUGGAGCUCAGGGGACGCAUAGAUCACAUCCGGGGCUGGUUUAUUCUAAUACCGAAACGUCCAACCCGGAAAAAAAAACAAGGCAAGUCUCCUGUAACCCGAUCACGCAAACAAAUAGAGGAUAGUGUGAGAGGCGUCGUGCACGCCGGGUCCAUCUGUAAAGUCUGGAGUCUGUAAAAGUUGUUUGAAAGUUCCUCUGAGGAUGAUCGCAGCCGCCGAGGCGGGCUCGGCGCUCUCCGCUUGGUUUCGGGGCGCUGGCUGUGGCGCACUCUGACUCUCCACAGCGGUGAUUAUGUGAUAGUGGCAGCAAUGCCGUAUGUGGACCGCUUGAACCGUGUGUGCGGCUUCCUGGACAUCGAGGAGAAGGAGAACAGCUGCCGCUUCCAGAGGCGAUAUUUCAUCCUCGACACGCAGGGGAAUGUCCUGCAAUGGUACAUGGACAAUCCACAGAACCUGGCCAGCGGAGCCAGCUUUGUUGGCAACCUGAGAUUAACCUACAUCUCUAAGGUGAGUGAAGCCACUGCAAAGCAAAAACCGAAGACCGAGUUCUGCUUCGUCAUAAAUGCAGUUUCACGGCGGUACUACCUUCAAGCCAAUGAUGCAGUCGACAUGAGGGACUGGGUGGAUGCUCUCAACAAGGCCAGCAAAAUCACCGUUCCUAAAUCCUGCCCGGCGCCUCCCAAAUCUGAUGCUAGCGCCGUGAUCAGUGACUCUCAGGGAGGGAGGAAACAACAGGCCUAUAAGACGGAGAUCAUUGGAGGUGUGGUGGUCCAUACUCCAAUCCAGAAUGAAACCGAAGAGACGGAGGGGAAGGAGAAGAAGGGAAACAGGCCUGGUGUGCUGAGAUGUGGUUUCUGUGUCAAACAAGGAAAUGUGAGGAAGAGCUGGAAGAGGCGUUUUUUCACCCUGGGCGACAAUGCAGUCAGCUACUACAAGUCUGACACGGACAAGGAGCCUCUCCGCAGUAUUCCACUCAGAGACAUUCAAAAGGUCCAUGAAUGCCUCGUCAAGUCAGGGGACCUUUUGUUUAGAGACAAUCUAUUUGAGAUCAUCACCAACUCCCGAACUUUCUACAUCCAGACAGACACCCCGGAGGAAAUGCAAGGUUGGAUCAGGGAUAUUGACAUGAAAAUUCGGGAAUUCAGAGGACCUCCACAGUUUAAGCGAGUGUCGUCUCUCCAUCAAAAGCACAAUCCCAGCGGUGCCUCUCGUCAGCAGAGUAACGAGGCACGGCCCCAGCUGGUCAAGUCCUGCUCUGUGGCUCCAGGCUGGCAGCCAUGGACCCCCGUUCCUCCUGGUGAGCCGUCCAUCAUGGACAUGGAGGACGAAGACAGCCCGUUCAGUCCUGUCCCCACUCUGCCUUCUCUCUCCUCCUCGUCCACUUCCUCAUCCACAUCAUCCUCCUCCAACUCCUUGUCCACGCCAACCCCGUGUCCCAGUGCGUCCCAGGUGCCUUCGAUCAGCGGGCUGGGGAUGCUCACAGCAUCGGCAGACGCCGCUAGCGGCCGGCGGCGGCACCGCUCGCACCCUCAGCAUCACUCCUCCUUCCCCUUCAGCCUGGAUGACGACAGCAUCCGCACAACAGACGUGUAACGCUGAGCGGUCUGUGCAGACUCUGGUGUGGACUAAAGUGUUGGUACCUUUUUAAGUGAUGAAUGUUACUGAUAAUGGUGGUAUACCCUGCUAAUGAAGAGACGAUGUGUCUAUGGCCAAAGUGUCAAACUCCAGUCCUCAAGGGCCAGUGUCCUGCAACUUUUAGAUGUGGCUCUGCUGCGCCACACCUGAAUAUAAUAAUUAGGUCAUUAGCAAGGCUCUGGAGAACUUAUCUACAUAAGAAGGAGGUAAUUAAGCCAUUUUAUUCCAGUGUUUUGUAUCUGUGGCACAUCUAAAAACUGCAGGACAGUGUCGCUUGAGAACUGGAGUUUGACACCUGAGUUCUAUUGUAUGAGUUUGGGUCCACCUGCUGGUGGUGAUACUGCUUUGCAGACGAAGGAUGCACCCACCUGGAAGGAGGAAAGGAACUGUUUUUAUUGGUCCAAGGACUGUGAAAAGGAGUGAUGGAGUAUUUUAGUGCAACUUCCACUGAAAACUUGAAUAAUCUUGUUAGUUUUCCUUUUUUUUUUUAAACUUAAAAAUGGCGGCACAUGCUUUCAGACUCCUGCACUUGGCCUCAUAUUCGAAUCAUUGACACAUGGACUGUGCUUUGCAAGACAGUUAUUAAACAAAAUGUUUAAAGGAAUUUUAACACUUCUAAAAAAUUUGGUUUUUUUAUAUUCAGACAUCUCAAAAAUAUACUAUCAGCUUAUUUUCACACUUUGUUUCACGCAUGCCAGCAGUGUUUUCCAGUCAUUCAUUCCUGAAACACAUUCUCACAAAGAAACAAUAACAAAAUCUGCAUAUAGUUAUGCUUUACUCAUUUGUAUUCUUAACAGCUUUCAUGUAUUUGCUCUGUUUCUGUUUUUUUUUUAUUAUUUCUGCUUGAAGAUCAACUGUCGGUUAACUGUGAGUCCGUUUGAAGGUUGAAGCUCGGUACCAUGAGAAUGCUGCAGUGCUGCAGUGGUACUUGUAAAACAUCCUGCUGGUAUCAAACCACAGCUCAUGAUUGCAUCAGCUGCUUUGGAAAUGGAAAUGUGAUUGUUGUUUUGCAGCAUUACGUGGGACGUUUUUGCCACUACCUUUGAACUGUAAUUCUGCACUUUGCAUUAGUACGUGCAUGUAUGUGUGUGUAUGUUGUUGUUUUUUUGGUAUAGUUUUGACUAAUCUUUCACGGUGGUUAACUAUACCUUCCUCAUGUGCUCAGUGUUGCUACACUAGCGUAUGCUGAUGCUUCAUUGAUGUGGUACUGUGUUCAUUCCUGUUUCCAUUCUCUGAAGUGUGUGCACUUAUCUACCUGCAUGUCAUGGUAGUUCUUUCUCUAAUAUUAAAUAAUGCUUUAUA
Messenger RNA from Poeciliopsis prolifica (blackstripe livebearer), 2957 nucleotides. RefSeq names its product pleckstrin homology domain containing A2 (gene plekha2). The record is from RefSeq and is a predicted model, not a curated record. Gene Ontology annotation, cellular component: cytoplasm; membrane. The transcript is spliced from 12 exons. Gene Ontology annotation, molecular function: PDZ domain binding. The coding region runs from base 330 to 1613 and encodes 427 amino acids. Lineage: Eukaryota; Metazoa; Chordata; Actinopteri; Cyprinodontiformes; Poeciliidae.